Sorghum bicolor (sorghum) is the source of this 2001-nucleotide messenger RNA. RefSeq names its product regulatory protein opaque-2. The record is from RefSeq and is a predicted model, not a curated record. Gene Ontology annotation, molecular function: DNA-binding transcription factor activity. Lineage: Eukaryota; Viridiplantae; Streptophyta; Magnoliopsida; Poales; Poaceae. The transcript is spliced from 6 exons. The coding region runs from base 477 to 1817 and encodes 446 amino acids. Gene Ontology annotation, biological process: regulation of DNA-templated transcription.
UCCACUGUGCACGCUUGGCUUAUUAGUAACAGACGUGUUAUUGAAGAGUUAAAAUGAAACAAAAUAUAUACAUAGCGUCACGAUAAAACCCAUAACAACUUUGUAGCACAGCUAACUUUGUUUUCAGUUAGCCUUUUCCGUUCCCUUCCAAACAAAUUUACUUGUCCUAUUUGCCAUGGUCACAUUGAACACAGCAGGCUACUUGGUUCACAAUGAGUGCAAGGGCAAUGCACUACUACUUUUGCCUCUCCAGAAAUUUCUGCAGACACAGCCCAACACUAGAUAAAUAGGGGGGAAGAACACCCUUCAAGCCCCAACUCACCCAAGCAACAUAACUCAAUCAUGGGUGCAUAGAAAUAUGCCAACCCAUAUCUAUGGGGUCCUUCCCUUGAACUGCUUCUCCAUCCUCUCCAAAGCCAACCUGAUCUAGCGCUUGUUUUCCAUUCCUUGAAAUCACUGAUAGUUACUUGUUGGACAUGGAUCAUGUCUUCUCAAUGGAGGAGAUCCUCGGACCCUUUUGGGACCUGCCACUGCCACCAACACCACCAGAGCAGCAGCCUCUGGUGGUGACCGGCACCGACAGUGUCAUCGUAGAUGGUGUUGUUACUCAUGUUGGUGAUGGAGAGGGUGAGCAGCAGCCUCUGGUGACUGGCACAGACAGUGUCGUCAUAGAUGGUGUUGUUACUCAUGGUGGUGAUGGGGAGGGUGGUGACAUGCUGGAUCAGAUUCAGAACACCACAGAGUGGACCUUUGAGAGAUUAUUGGAAGAGGAGCUUCUAACUAACACAACAACUGUGGCAAACUCUAGUUGCCCAGCCCUAAAUGUUGAUCCACUGGUGGAGGUGGACCACGGAACGAUGGCGCCUGCAGAGGUGAGCGCCGUAGGUGACCCCAUGGAGUACAAUGCCAUACUGAAGAGAAAGCUGGAUGAGGACCUCAUGGCCUUCAAAAUGUGGAGGGCCUCUACUAGUGGUGUGAACUCUGAAGGCUCAAACAAUGAAAAUGGAGGAGCAGGUAGCAAGAAUCUGGUGCAGAACAAGCUCAAUAGUGCAGAUCCAACCAAUAAUCAUGCACAAAAUGCAGAUCUUCGUGUGAGGUUUGCUACUAGCUCUUCCUCAAGGGAUCCUUCACCAUCAGAUGAGGAUAUGGAUGGUGAAGUAGAGAUUCUGGGAUUUAAGAUGCCUACUGAAGAAAGAGUGAGAAAAAGAAAGGAAUCUAAUAGAGAAUCAGCCAGGCGCUCAAGAUAUAGAAAAGCCGCUCACUUAAAGGACCUGGAGGACCAGGUAGAAAAAUUAAAAGCUGAGAAUUCUUGUUUGCUGAGGCGCCUUGCUGCUAUGAACCGAAAGUACAAUGAAGCUAAUGUUGACAACAGGGUACUGAAAGCAGACAUGGAGACCCUAAGAGCUAAGGUGAAAAUGGGAGAGGACUCCCUAAAGCGCGUUAUAGAGAUGAGCUCACUGACCUCCAUACCCAUUCCAGAGCUUCCCAGCAGCUCUGAUGUUCCAGUGCCUAUCCACGAGGAGAUCGUCAACUAUUUCACUACCACCCCAGCAGACGAUGCUUUGGCUGACAACAGCUUCAUGCCCAUGCCAGAGCCAUUGGCAUUGCAACUCCAAGCUGAAGAGCCAACCAUCAAUGGAGCUCUAAAUGCCACAGAGAUGAACCAAAUCGCUACGCACUGCGCGGCAGGGAGCCAACCAUCAAUGGAGCUUAUCCAGGAGACAAUGGGAGCCAUGAUGCCGACCUCCCCCGGAUCAACUCUCCAGGAAUCUGAGCUGCUGGGUCCAAACGAGACCAUAAACAUGCAUACGUAUUAGGCAUUGCAAGUUUUGUAAUCUCGUUUGUAGUGAUCACCUGUGCUUGCACUGCGUGGGCGGACUUGUGGUUUCUUCUUUAUGUCGUGGAAUCCCUGGGAACAUUUGCAGCUGUCGCUGAAUAACUGAAUAAGGCUCAUUGUCUCCCUUGACAUUUCAAAUAAAUUGAGAACCAUGAGUGUUUUUU